This is a messenger RNA of Hibiscus syriacus, 862 nucleotides long. RefSeq names its product zinc finger protein AZF1-like. Gene Ontology annotation, molecular function: DNA-binding transcription factor activity. The coding region runs from base 146 to 847 and encodes 233 amino acids. The transcript has a single exon. Lineage: Eukaryota; Viridiplantae; Streptophyta; Magnoliopsida; Malvales; Malvaceae. The record is from RefSeq and is a predicted model, not a curated record. Gene Ontology annotation, biological process: response to stress.
UUUCUCUCCACUUAUGAAGCACUUUCCUCUCAUCCUUCUUUUAUAAUCCUUCUUCCUUCUAAUAUAAAAACCAUUCCUUCCUUCACUCAAAACACUCACUGGAAAUCAAGAGAGAGAGAGAAAAAACAUUGAAAACGUCUCUACAAUGGCUCUUGAAACGUUGAAUUCUCCAACUUCAGCACCUCCACUGCUCGGCCACCAUGACAUAGUGGAGCUCCACUGUGUUGAGCCAUGGAUGAAGAGGAAAAGAACGAAACGACCCAGAACUGAAAACCCACCUACAGAAGAAGAAUACUUAGCUCUUUGCCUUCUCAUGCUGGCUCAGGGAACCACUUCUACCACCGCAAAAAGUUCCUUCAAUCAUUACAAGUGUAAAGUUUGUAACAAAGGGUUUCCAACUUAUCAAGCUUUAGGUGGACACAAGUCCAGUCACCGGAAACUUGUCGUUGGAGCUGACGAACACCCUACCACUACCGCUCCUGCAGAAGAUAAAUUCUCCACUGCUGCCAUAGCCACAACGACUAAAAAUUCACCUCCUCCCGUGGCGAACAACCAAGGUUGCAAGAUUCAUACAUGUUCGAUCUGUUACAAGACGUUUUCUUCGGGUCAAGCCUUGGGAGGACAUAAACGAUGCCACUACGAUACCGGCAAUGGCAGCAGCAGCAACAAUAACAGCGGUGGCGAUGGUGUUAAAUCAUCGAGCCAAAGUCAACGUGACUUCGACUUGAAUUUACCUGCAGGACCGGAGGAAACUAGUAUCGACAACGUUCAUCGGAAAAAUAAACUUGCCGGCAAAGAUGAAGGGGUGGAAAGCCAUUUCACCGACGGCGACUACCACGUUUGUUGAAUGUUGUUGUAAAAG